Aspergillus campestris IBT 28561 is the source of this 1590-nucleotide messenger RNA. RefSeq lists its product as uncharacterized. The transcript has 2 exons. Bases 499 to 1224 code for a protein of 241 amino acids. NCBI's taxonomy places the organism in Eukaryota, Fungi, Ascomycota, Eurotiomycetes, Eurotiales, Aspergillaceae. The record is from RefSeq and is a predicted model, not a curated record. Gene Ontology annotation, cellular component: cytoplasm.
AUGCAUCUUGGGUCAUUCGCUCGUCUAAGUUCUUCUCUAUACGUUCUCCAUCACCGCAUCAUGAUCAGCUUCGUCGGUUAUGGAUCCGUUCGGAUCUCCCCAUACUUAGACUUUCUUCCCUCUCCUUUCGCUUCUCUUCCCUUCUCUUCUUCCCUCUCUUCCGCAUCUUCCGUGUCUUCCAUAUCUUCCGUGUCUCCCGUCCGUCUCUUUCUUCUAUCCCCACCUCUACUACAUCUACCCUCAUCUGAAGAUCCUUACAAAAUCCAUCUCAAACCAGUUCGCUUAUAGCUAUAUACUAUCAUAUCAUAUACUAGUCAACCAUCUUUGAUCGCCCCACUUUCGAUCCAGACCGAUUACCUGGAAACGCCAGGACCCAAUAGUCUUGCGGUACUAUCAACUUCCUACAUAUAUUGAUAUAGGAGGGGCAUACUAUUUAGCCACCUUCAUCUCAACACUCAUCCUCUUUUUCUCUCAACUGUCAUCUUUCAUCUCGUCCUCAUGGCAGCAACCUCAAAUCCACUCUCGAUGGCUUCGUAUCCAUCUUAUCCUCCUCCCCCAUACAGCAUGGGACAUCAAAUGGAGAGCUACAACCCAUACCAGCGAUUCCUAUCGCCAUCACCAUCUCGACGCACCCUCGGCCAUCAAAGGUCCACGUCCCUUCCAUCGCCCUAUUUCGACGGGCAGCUCCAGUAUUCGAUGGAGCCCAGAAGGCGACGGGACCCGCCAAGUUACUAUCAACAGCCCUCCCGCCGGGCUCCUCGUCACGGGAGACAUCAACGCGCAUUGACGAGCAUCGACGUCAUCGAUCGUCUUGAUGACGCGGGUGUCUUCCAGUACCAUCAUGAAGGACCCUACGAUGCAGCAUGCUCCAACAAGAACCGACACGGCAAGCUGAGCCCCGUCGACGCUCUGAAGGAAUCCAACGCCGCGGCCCUCCGCGCCACGCCUCACGAGAAGAUCCGCGACUGCAUCGACAGCCACCGCCCACUCGACGGGGUGGCUUACUACCCUCCUGGCCACACGGACGACAACGGCCACUCGUACGACUACGAGGAAGGCCCCAAUAUGGUCAACGACUAUGGCAACUUCAUGCGCAUUCCUUGUGCGAGAUUCACCGAUGAGGAUUUUAAGAAUGAUCCUUUUUACAACACUCCUCUUCCGAAGCCGUUUGUUUCGAUCCGAAAGGCGUUCCAGCGCCGUCGCAACCGCCGCGACACUGCCUAGGUAGGGUUGAUUUGGCCAUGCUGCCCUGUAGUGGAUGCGGUGCAUCCCGGUAGGGCAUGCAUGGUCUGGGAAAAGGAAUGGCGUUGAUGGGUCAUGGUUCGAAUUUGUUUCAUUAUGAUAUGAUUUUGAUAUGAUUUUGAUUAUUUUGAUUGAUCUUGAUUAUCUUUGGGAAGAUACCAUGGGGAACAGGAGGAUGGUCUGAAAUUGUCAAUGUCUUUGGGGAGUUUGAGAGAUAGGAGUUACCAUGGAUGCUUUGUUAUUAUCUCAUGUUGAUCAUGCUCUUUGUCAUUGUUUACUUCAUGUUGUUCGGGUUUUUGUAUCAUCUUUCGAGGAAUCAUACUUCGAGCAAUCAGCCACCAAUGGAUU